This is a messenger RNA of Saccostrea cuccullata (small rock oyster), 1971 nucleotides long. RefSeq lists its product as uncharacterized. Lineage: Eukaryota; Metazoa; Mollusca; Bivalvia; Ostreida; Ostreidae. The transcript is spliced from 4 exons. The coding region runs from base 5 to 1483 and encodes 492 amino acids. Gene Ontology annotation, cellular component: cytoplasm. The record is from RefSeq and is a predicted model, not a curated record.
AACAAUGCCGAAGAGGAGGCAACCUGCAAGUCUAAAACAAUUAUGUAUUCUGUAUAUUGCCUCAAAUUUUAAAAGAAUAUGGUGGAAAGAAUUCGUGGAGAACUUCGGAGAUACACAAGUUUUACACGUGCUUGGGCCUUUUGAUACUCUUCCAAGUGGAGUGAUUGAAGAUAUUAUCAAUACAUUGGAAAAGAAGGGCAUUCUUAUUGGAAAAUACUUACAGAUUCUGUUCACAGAUAGACUUCGACACUUAUAUCUCGGGGGAAAUGUCAUUACAAACCAGUUGGUUAAAACCCUUGCACUUAAAUCCCAGAAAUUAGAGAGCUUACAUUUGAAGUUCAACAAAAUUUCCAAUAAUCUAUUGAUGAAUGUGGUGGAGAAUUUACCAGCUGUAAAAGAACUGGACCUAUCCUGUACAAAGUGUAAUGAUGCCAUGAUGAAAAUAAUAAGUUUAAAUUGCCCUCAGUUGUACAGACUCUCCAUUAGUAGUUGCCCAGAUGUUUCAGAUGAUGGUAUACACUUCCUGUGUGCUGGCAAAACACCAAAGUUGCAGUAUGUGUCUCUGGUAGAUUCUAACACAACAGAACAAUCAGUCUAUCAGUUACUGCGAGCCUAUCCUGGAUUGAAAGAGGUGGAUAUGAACAUCAACAUCAAUGGGGUCGCCCAAGUCAUUGAAGAAGACAUUUUGUGUGGGAGAACAGAGAGCAAGUAUGGAAUCCAAAAACUGAAUUUAGAGAUGUCAGUACCCUUUACUACUAGCACAUCUUUGAUGGCUGAACACUGCCCAUGUGUCUCUGAUGUUACGUGUUAUGGUGUCAUAACAGCCGAUAUUCUGAAGAAAGUAGCAUCGUUCAAAAGCAUGAAAAAAUUGAAACUUUUUCAUACAAAUGAAAAAAUGGGACGUCAUGAUUUAAAGGGUUUUGUCAAGUUUUUGCAGAUCGUAGGAAAUCAGUUGACUGAAUUGAGUAUUAGCAACACGGGCCUUAUGCCUUUGAAUGAAAUUGGGAUGUUCUGUUUAAAUUUGAAACAUCUGUUAAUUAUUUGUGAGGAAGACAUUUUCCAGCAAGAUACAGCUGCAGUUGAUGACCUUUGCCUCAAUUCUAGGAGUUUUACAAAAUUAGAAACUGUUAAUCUAAUAGCAUUGGAUAACUUAAUUUUAGCUUCAGAACAACAAGUUACAUUUCUUUUGUAUCAAGCUGAAAACCUACAGAAGUUAUUCUUUGAAAAAAUUAAGGGAAUAACAUCAACAGGUUUACAAGCAGCAUAUCAGCAGCAUGGGUUUAAACACUUGAAGUAUCUAGGACUGACUAAUUGUCCUGCUGUUGAUGAUAUCAGUGUUUUUAAAAUGCUUUUAGAAACUGAGAAUGAAUUAACUCAUUUAAGUCUUAUGUCAUGUUUUAACAUCACACAAGCACACAAUGAUGAGCUUACAGCAUGUCUUAAAAAAGGCAAAAAUUGGGACAUAGCGUAUAAAUGGGAAUAAUGUUACCUACUGUUACCACCUCUUUCAGUGUAUUUUAACAGAACCUAAAUAUUUAUAAUUCAACACAGCAUGUAUAUGUAUUUAUUAAUUGGUUUUCAUUUAGACUAUUGAACUAGUCCCAGGUUUUUGAAAAUGAUGUGUACUUUUGACAUUACAUGUAUAUUAAUCGGCAGACUUUAUAUUUACAUGCAUAUUAUUCAUUUACUGUAUAUACAUGUGCCAAUACUUUGUAGUAUAAUUAGUUUAGUGCACCUGGUAUCAAAGAAACAGAUAAUAAGAAAAAAUAAUUUCACUGUACAAAAAGAUUAUUUUUGUUAUUUCCAUGAUAUAUGGGUUCGAGUAUGAACAGUAAAACGAAUAACUUUCACCGCAUAGUUUUUAAUUUUUUAUUCAAAUUUUCACAAAAAAUGGAAUUUGAAGUGAAAAAUAUUUGUAUAGAUAAAUAAGGAUGGUUUCAGAAGAGCAGACUUUUGAACAAUGUAGGAGGU